Messenger RNA from Ustilaginoidea virens, 1248 nucleotides. RefSeq lists its product as uncharacterized. The transcript is spliced from 4 exons. Gene Ontology annotation, molecular function: Hsp70 protein binding; ATP binding. Gene Ontology annotation, cellular component: nucleus; cytosol; cytoplasm. Bases 1 to 1248 code for a protein of 415 amino acids. Gene Ontology annotation, biological process: response to heat; protein refolding. NCBI's taxonomy places the organism in Eukaryota, Fungi, Ascomycota, Sordariomycetes, Hypocreales, Clavicipitaceae. The record is from RefSeq and is a predicted model, not a curated record.
AUGGUAAAGGAGAGCAAGCUUUAUGACACCCUUGGUGUCUCUCCAACUGCGACAGAGCAGGAGUUGAAGAAGGCAUACAAAGUAAACGCUCUGAAGUACCAUCCUGAUAAAAACGCACACAACCCUGGCGCCGAGGAAAAGUUCAAAGAAAUCUCUCAUGCCUACGAAAUUCUCUCCGAUUCCCAGAAGCGCCAAAUCUACGACCAGUAUGGUGAAGCUGGUCUGGAGGGAGGCGCUGCCGGCGGCGGCGGAAUGGCUGCCGAGGAUUUGUUCGCCCAAUUUUUCGGCGGCGGCAGCUUCGGCGGCAUGGGUGGCAUGUUUGGUGGCAUGAACAACCGCGGUCCCCCAAAAGCUCGCACUAUCCAUCACGUUCACAAAGUUUCGCUUGAGGACAUCUACCGAGGCAAGAUCUCCAAGUUGGCCCUGCAACGAUCCAUUAUCUGCACCAAAUGCAAUGGCCUUGGAGGUAAAGACGGUGCCGUCAAGAAGUGCCCUGGAUGCGAUGGACACGGUAUGAAGACUAUGAUGCGUCAAAUGGGGCCGAUGAUUCAACGCUUCCAGACUGUCUGCCCAGACUGUAAUGGUGAGGGCGAGAUUAUCAAGGAAAAGGACCGCUGCAAACAGUGCAAUGGUAAGAAGACCAUUGUGGACAGGAAGGUUCUCCACGUUCACGUCGACAAGGGUGUUAGAAGCGGAACCAAGGUUGAGUUUCGUGGAGAAGGUGAUCAAGCCCCUGGCGUUCAAGCCGGCGAUGUUGUCUUUGAGAUCGAGCAGAAGCCUCAUGCCAGGUUCACUCGGAAGGAGGAUGACUUGCUUUACAAGUGUGAGAUUGAGCUGGUUACCGCCCUUGCUGGCGGCACUAUCUACAUUGAGCACUUGGAUGAGCGUUGGCUUAGCAUCGAUAUUCUGCCUGGUGAGGCUAUUGCUCAGGACGCUGUCAAGGUGGUUCGUGGCCAAGGCAUGCCCUCAUACCGCCACCACGACUACGGUAACCUUUACAUCCACUUCAAUGUCAAGUUCCCUGAGAAGAACUGGACUCAAGAUGAAGCUGCCUUUCAGGCUCUGCGAAACAUCCUGCCUUCGCCAUCACUCCAGAACGUGCCUCCGGCUGAGGCUAUGACCGAACCCGCCGAUCUGGAAGAUAUCGACAACCAGUCACAAAGCAGAGUCUUCGGCAGUCCUGGGAUGGAGGAGGAAGAUGAGGAAGGCCAUCCUGGAGCCGAACGUGUGCAGUGCCAAUCUCAGUAA